ACUGUACAGUUCAAAUAAAGUAUUGCGGUUGCGUCUUAUCAGUUUUCAGUCGGCUGCCGAUUUCCGACAAGAUCGAACGUCGUUCCUGCAGUGGCGGCGAUUAUUACUAUAACAAAUCACGUAGCUCGCUGAGUCGAGUUUAAAUCGCAUAUCGUCAGAUCAGAUCAUCGCGUAUUUAUAUUAUUACUAUUAAAUAACACUGUACACGGCUUGUUCGCUGAAACGAGACACGUCCUUAGCAUAUAAUAUAGUCUGAUCCACGAUGCGUUCCGUAGCAGCGAUGUUAGCAUCACCACUGUUGGCCGCGUGCCUCAUCUGUUUGUUCGUUUCCAGUCUUACAUCCACAGAAAUGACGUCCAAAGGUGGCAGUGACGACGGGGCCCUAUACCUGACGCCCCUGAUACAGGCGGGCCGGAUCGACGAGGCACGAGCCGCGUCUAAGGUGAAACCCCUGAAGGCGGCCAUCGAGAGCUACUCCGGUUACCUGACCGUGGAUGAAGUGCACGGUUCUAACAUGUUCUUCUGGUUCUUCCCUGCCAUGAACAGCGCCCAAGAUGCGCCCGUCAUGUUGUGGCUGCAAGGCGGGCCUGGUGCGUCCAGCUUGUACGCUGUGUUCGACGAACACGGCCCGUUCUCGGUGGCCAAGACCCAUGGGCUCAAGCUGCGCAACCACACGUGGGUGGCUACCCACUCGAUUUUGUACUUGGACAACCCGGUGGGGACGGGGUAUAGCUUUACCGGCGACGAAGCAGGUUAUAGCACCAACCAGACGUCCGUCGGCCUCAACGCGUACCACGCCCUGUUGCAGUUCUUCACGCUAUUCCACGAGUACCAGCACAACGAUUUCUACGUGACCGGUGAGUCGUACGCGGGUAAGUACGUGCCAGCCGUGUCGUACGCCAUCCAUCUGAAUAAUCCCGCAGCAAAAGUCAAAAUCAAUCUCAAAGGACUGGCUAUCGGUAACGGUCUGGUCGACCCCAUUAACCAGUUGAUGUACAGUGAAUACCUUUACCAGCACGGGUUCGUCGACGAGUACGGCAGAAAAGAGUUGGAUGUACUGGAAAACUUAGCUCGCACCCAAAUCCUUAACGAUGACUACUUGGGCGCUUUCAAGACGUUCGAAAAGCUGUUGUUGAAAAGCGAAAUCUAUCCGUACCCAUCGCUGUUCCAGAACUUAACCGGCAUGCAAUACUACUUCAAUAUGCUGUGGGACCGGGACCCGGCGCCAUACGGUGACUUGGAGAAGUACGUGCAAGAACCGUUCCUGCGGGAAGCGCUGCACGUGGGCCAGAAGCCGUUUAACAACGCUUCAGUGGUCGAACUUCACCUGGCCGAGGACAUGAUGCGGUCGGUGGCCCGGUGGCUCGCCGCCCUACUGGAUGCUGGUCAGUACCGCGUCCUGUUGUACUCCGGCCAGCUGGACAUCGUUAUACCAUAUCGCAGCACGAUGAACAUGGUCAAGUUGCUGAAGUGGUCGGGCUCGGAGCGGUUCCAGAAUGCGACGCGGACCAUUUGGCGGGUGGGCUACAAAAAUUCAACAGUCGUGGCUGGUUACGCGACCACGGCCGAUCCGCUGACCGUGUUAUUGGUCAGGGACGCCGGUCACAUGGUGCCGGCGGACCAGCCAAUUUGGGGCUUGGACAUGAUCAACCGAUUUACGACCGGCAAACCGUUUUGACUGGACCGCAAGUUUGACGAAGCUUCAUGCGACAAUAUCGCGACAUAAUUUUAUGAAAUAAUAAUAUUAUUAUUAUAUGUUUAAUUUAAUCGAACAGGUAAAUUUAUUCAUAACUUAAUAAUUUAAAAUAGGCAUCAGAUAAAUAAACAAUUUUACGAUUUGUAGCCGACGACGAUUGAUUAAUUAUUAUUGCAAUAUAAUAAUAAUAUGGUAAA
This is a messenger RNA of Aphis gossypii (cotton aphid), 1893 nucleotides long. Its product is annotated as venom serine carboxypeptidase-like. Gene Ontology annotation, biological process: proteolysis. Gene Ontology annotation, molecular function: serine-type carboxypeptidase activity. The transcript is spliced from 2 exons. The coding region runs from base 263 to 1678 and encodes 471 amino acids. Lineage: Eukaryota; Metazoa; Arthropoda; Insecta; Hemiptera; Aphididae. The record is from RefSeq and is a predicted model, not a curated record.